Messenger RNA from Seminavis robusta, 923 nucleotides. Lineage: Eukaryota; Bacillariophyta; Bacillariophyceae; Naviculales; Naviculaceae. The record is from the annotation of a GenBank genome assembly.
AACCCUACCGGUACCGUCAGGAAAAUCUUUGAACCGGGUUGAAGGUGUCAUCGCUACGAUUGAGCUGUCAAGAGAGCAAGAGAUAGAGACGAGCCAACCCAUAUUUAUGGAAAGAGGAUUGUGAAGAGAGGAAAAGAUGAGGCUUUUAACACUGAUCGCGGCCAUUUGUUGGGCUUCAAGCCAUGCUUUUACUGCCACUACUGGUACAGAUAGAACAGCUUUGACCUGUGAUCGACGAUCCUGUGGUACUGGGAGCAAGAAAUCCCGUCCACUUUGGGCUUCCAUGGAAGAUUCUUCUUCUUCAUUCCAUACCAGUCGACGUGAUCUCCUUCAAAGCAUGGCCUUGAUCAUCCCUCUGGCAACAAUGCCCGCAGUCGCACUUGCCGGUAUUCCUUCUCGUAUGGACGUCAACAAUGCUUUGGCCCGUGAAUACACUGCCUUUCCUGGGCUAUACCCCACCGUAGCCACCAAAAUUGUCAAGGGAGCACCCUACAAGAGCAAAAAGGAAGUUUAUGCUGUUCUUAAUGAAGUGGAAAGUGAACGACUUAAACAAUACGACAGAGCGAUUGUCAUUGAAAAGCCAGAUGCUCAAUUGAAACAAUUCAAAACCAGCCAAAUUUGCAAAUAUGAAUGUGGCAGUCGAGCGUCCAGCGCCUAUCGAGAUGAACAAAUCAAGGCAGUGCAAAAAGCUAGAAGUGUAUACUGAACAAUAUUAAAAAAUAUGGCAAUGAGUGUGGGUGGUCAUUUGGUUGGACGGUUCUUCUGUGUAACCAGGAAUGAUGCACUUCGUUUUAGAACAGAAAGCGAAGGCUACAAGCGUGGCGAGAAGAAUUCAAUAGUGCACUCGGCACCAGAACUCCAGCCUGAAGGCUUGUCUCUGUCAAUCCCAGUAAAUUAUAUUUAGAAUACUCACUUUUUGCUGC